This is a messenger RNA of Arachis duranensis, 450 nucleotides long. Its product is annotated as probable CCR4-associated factor 1 homolog 11. Gene Ontology annotation, molecular function: poly(A)-specific ribonuclease activity; nucleic acid binding. The record is from RefSeq and is a predicted model, not a curated record. The coding region runs from base 1 to 450 and encodes 149 amino acids. Gene Ontology annotation, cellular component: CCR4-NOT core complex; CCR4-NOT complex; P-body. NCBI's taxonomy places the organism in Eukaryota, Viridiplantae, Streptophyta, Magnoliopsida, Fabales, Fabaceae. The transcript has a single exon.
AUGGAUCCUGGUGGUUGUAAGUUUGGACAUCAAAUCUUGAAUUUGAGUUUGCUCUCAUUGAACAGAUUCUUCCCUGUUACUGCCAUGUUGCCUUUGACAGAGUUCCCAGGAUUCAUACAUGUGUUCGACAAAAACUGCCACUACUCAAAGCUUCCAUCUUCCUACGCUUACAAACUCGUAAAGGCCAAUGUCGAUUCUCUGAAACUCAUUCAGUUGGGUCUCGCCCUCUCCAAUUAUGCCGGCCACUUACCAGACCUUGGCACCGAUUCUUGCUACGUCUGGGAAUUCAAUUUCAAAGGCUUCGACUUCGGUGGCAACUAUCAUAAUCCGGACACAAUUCAGUUACUCGCAGAACAAAGAAUCGAUUUCGUCAAGAUUAGGGAAGAGGGGAUCUUAAUUGGGGCAUUUAGAAGAUUAUUUCUGAGAUUAAAAUUAUGUUUAAUAGGCUGA